UCCUUUUGUAUUCAAAGUGUGCAAUCCAUUCCUCACAGGCACACUCUCAAAUCCCAUUUUAAUCCCUUGGUUUUAUUAACACUGGAGCCCCCGCAUCUGGCAUCGAGGGACGGAGAACCUUCUGGAUUGGGCAUCCAGUUUAAUGCUUUGAAAAAAGAAAGUCUUGAGAAGAGCACUGGAAAAAGAAGGCGAGAUCCUGAAGAAGGUAACAAAUGGGGCAGAUCAUUGGUUUUGGAAGAGUCCAGGAGAAAAAAGAUGAACUCCAAGUAAUACUGGAUGAACUCCAAGUAGAACUGAAUGAACUCCGAGUAGAACUGAAUUGGAGAAGGACUCAAAAGUAUGCAGAUGACAUCACUCUUAAUCCAGCCACAGCCCACCCCAACCUCUCCAUUUCCGAGGUUAAGAAAUUUACUCAUAAACCUGAACCUCAGAAAGUUCCACCAGCUCCAGAGAGGUUCGAUUCAACUGUCUGUGUGUUGGGCUCUGAAGGAUUCUCCUCUGGAAAGCACUACUGGGAGGUGGAGGUUGUGAGCAGCACUGACUGGGACCUGGGAGUGGCCCGAAAAUCCAUACAGAGAAAAGGAAAACUUUCCCUGUCCCCUAAAGAGGGAUUCUGGGCUCUGGGUCUGAGUGGGAGAGAUUAUUGGGCAAAAACUGAUCCAUGGACCCGGGUCAUGGUGCAGAGAAAGCCCAAGAAAAUUGGAGUUUAUCUUAGUUACCAAGAGAGGCAGGUGACCUUUUUCAAUGUAACUGACAUGUCUGUGUUGUUCACAUUUAAUAAUUGUUCAUUCUCAGAAGAGGUUUGUCCAUUCUUUAAAAAUUCACACAAAGAAACAACAAUGAGAAUUUGUUCUAUAAGAGAAGAUGAAUGAGCUUAAAGAGCCACUAUGACUCAUUUAUCCCACUCUACCUUUGAAAUCAAAUUUCUCACCAAUGAAUUUGAAUUACAUUUUGCCUCUGUAUUAUCUGUGAUGCCAUCUCCAGAAAAAGCACCAUUACUCAUUUUAUGGCUAUGACCCUAUGACAUAAAGUUUCUCCCCAAUAACAUUUGAAUUGUAGUUUUUACUCUGUACUUUGUGAGCUGCCAUCUUAAUUACAUGCUUU
Mauremys reevesii (Reeves's turtle) is the source of this 1104-nucleotide messenger RNA. RefSeq names its product butyrophilin subfamily 1 member A1-like. The transcript has 9 exons. NCBI's taxonomy places the organism in Eukaryota, Metazoa, Chordata, Testudines, Geoemydidae. Bases 213 to 872 code for a protein of 219 amino acids. The record is from RefSeq and is a predicted model, not a curated record. Gene Ontology annotation, molecular function: protein binding.